This is a messenger RNA of Pseudonaja textilis, 1032 nucleotides long. Lineage: Eukaryota; Metazoa; Chordata; Lepidosauria; Squamata; Elapidae. The record is from RefSeq and is a predicted model, not a curated record.
AUGCUGGUUGAACCGGCGUCAGAUCGACGGCUCCCUGAACCGAACACCGAGUGGAUUCUAUGACAGGGUCUGGCAAAUUUUGGAGAGGACGCCCAACGGGUUAAUAGUAGCUGGGAAUUUCUUGCCACAGCAACCGACUUUGUCUGACAUGACAAUGUAUGAAAUGAACUUUUCUCUCCUGGUUGAGGACAUGUUGAGAAGUAUAGAUCGGCCAGAGUUCAGGCAAAUCAUUGUAGAGUUGUUGAUGGUUGUUUCUGUGAUUCUGGAAAGGAAUCCCGAAUUAGAGUUUCAGGAUAAAGUCGACUUGGACAAACUGGUGAAAGAAUCGUUUAAUCAGUUCCAGAAAGAUCAGAAUCAAUUCAAAGGCACUGAAAAACAAGACGACAUGACUUCCUUUUACAACACCCCACCACUGGGAAAAAGAGGGACGUGCAGCUAUUUGACAAAAGCUGUGAUGAAUUUAUUGCUGGAAGGCGAAGUGAAGCCUACUGCGGAAGACCCUUGUUCCAUUAGCUAAAGUAGCUGGCGCAGAAGAUGGUGGGAGCCAGGUGAAUGCCAUGAGUUCCUAGCUCUUGGCACGUGAAGCUUCAUUUCUCAUCAUUGUUUGGACACUGUGAUGCAUAGUCAUUAGGAAGAGCUCCAUUGCUUAGAGCAACAAUCUGUCCAGUUGGUUUCAUGUAACAAAAAAAGCAUAUUUAAUUAAGGGACAUAUUCCCCUUACAGCUCCUAGGUGGCAGUCAGUGAUAUCCAUCUUGCCAUCAUGGCUAUUUGUUGGCUAAGUAAAUGCCUGAUACUCUCCAUAUGUGUGCUGCUUGAGAAUGACAGCUAUUUAGAAGCAAUAACGAAGCUCCCGUCUAGAGUUUAAGCCUCGCUUAAGGUGAAUUGCAGCUUUAUAUUUAUUCAUCCAAUCAUGAAUUAAUGUAACCUUAAUCAUCCCUCCCCCCCACACACACUUACUUCCUUUGUCCUGGUGUUAGUUACUGACAAGCUUCCUUACGGAAAUUGAAUACGGUAAAGACGUCAGUUUUUUUU